Molecule: messenger RNA, 300 nt
Organism: Symbiodinium necroappetens
Lineage: Eukaryota; Dinophyceae; Suessiales; Symbiodiniaceae
Source: the annotation of a GenBank genome assembly
AUGGUGCACAUGGAAGUUCUGAGUGUGCAGGCUGUGAAAGCGAAGUGGGACAUGACCUCCGAUGAACGACUUGAGAGGGGAAAGCUGCGCCGCGAGCAGGCUGGACAGCUCUUCCGAAGGGGUAGAGUGCGCCUGGCCGCCGCUCACUACGAGACGGUGGGAUCCCUGGUUCUACGACCGGAGGAUUUCCAGGAGAAGCGAGAGGAAGCGACUGAGCUCCGGCGUGUGGCCUACCUGAACCAGGCGGCAUGCCUCCUACAGCUCGGUGAAGCGGCAAAGGUGAAGGAGCUCUGUGGCAAG